This is a messenger RNA of Penaeus monodon (black tiger shrimp), 2834 nucleotides long. RefSeq names its product selenoprotein N-like. The record is from RefSeq and is a predicted model, not a curated record. The transcript has 7 exons. Gene Ontology annotation, cellular component: endoplasmic reticulum membrane. Bases 84 to 794 code for a protein of 236 amino acids. NCBI's taxonomy places the organism in Eukaryota, Metazoa, Arthropoda, Malacostraca, Decapoda, Penaeidae. Gene Ontology annotation, biological process: calcium ion homeostasis; skeletal muscle fiber development.
UUGCUUUCCCCUCUUAUUAGGAAUCAAGGUCAAGUCUGCAUGGCAUAUUGACAUGGAAAACUGCAUCAGUUGCAUGGUCGUGGAUGCACCCCCAUGCCUUUGCUGCACUUCUACCUGCCAAAGGAAUAGACGCGAAACCUGGCCACGUGUGGAGGCUGAUACCCGAUACGUCUCGAGAGUUUAUGUACAGCUAUAAGUAUGUUCCACCUCCCCCAUCAGGAUCCAUAGAAGAGCUUCUCUACUCCUUGUUGUCUCUCUUUCACCCACAACCCUUCUUGGUGUCCAGGUAUGGACCUCGUGGGGCUGCUGCUGUACUGAGAGCCAAGUCCUUUGAUAGUCUAGAUAUCAUUUUCAGAUUGCAUGCAGAAUACCAGUUAAAUACCCCUCCCAGAAGACCGCUGUGGUUCACCCCAGCUGCUUUUAUGGGCAGGCUGGUUAUCAACAUGACAGAUUACAGUGUCCAGCAUUUUGUCAUGGAUGUUCCCACUCAACAGCAGCUGAAUGUGGAUCUAGAGUGGCUUAUAGGACCCAACGAGGAUGAAGACAUGGAAGUGACAAUAACUCACCUUGAACAAAUGCGUCUAUCAGCAGAGGGCUUGUCUGACCCAGGGAGCCUCAUGUGGUCCCAAGAAAUCACUUAUGAAAAAGCUCACAACCUGCUACAAAAGGAGCUUUAUAGAUAUAAGCAAGUUGAGUACCACAACUUUACUAAAGCUUUCGUCAAGGGUAGUAAGGAACACCGCCCUGUACACACACUUGUGUUGUGGGGUGUUUUAGAGGACCAGUCAUGCUGAGGGUCGGGCAGGGCACUGCGGGAGGGUCCUCUGGCCUCUCCUGUGGUGCAAGCCAUACUUCAGGACAGCUUUGUCUCCUCAUGGGCACUAGUCACUGAGUUAGAAGCGUACAGUCAUGAUGAGUCCCUGGCUGGUAUUUCUAGGGCAGCUGGUCAGGCACUCGAUGCGUACGUUUUCCCUGUUCAAGUGCUGAUUCAGCAUCCUUCAGGGUUUGUCAUUGCAGCCAUAAAUGCCAACGAACUUCUGGAAGCCGAGCUCAAUGAUACUAUGGUUUCUGAAGGUUUUUAUGAUCCAGCAGUCUAUACUUAUUACAAGUUCUUAGAGGAGGGGCUUCAGGAGUUCCGGGAGAUGUUUCAAGAAUAGGUGACCAUGUAAGGUUGCGUGAAAUUCUGCUCGAUGAUUUUUUUUUUAAUGAAAUGCAAUUGACAUGUGGAAAUUUUUAUAAUUGAAGUACAUGUUGCCUUUAACAUAGCAGACCUAGGUGUUACAGACAUUGGAUAAGAUAUCCAAGUGCCUGAAAGUACAGUAAUUUAAGCAGUCUAUCCAGAUAGUAAAAUUUUGUAUGCAUUAUAGAACCCUGCCUUAUGAAGAUGUUUAUUAUUGUAUCUCACUGUAUACCAGUGAUUGGAAAAUGGUCUAUAAUCAUCUACUUUCAUUGAAAUUGGGAUAAAUUUUUGGUGUUAAGCUGAAUGCAACAUGUUCAGCUAUCAUUGUUGCUUUUGUGUGUUUAUCAUCACCAAUCUGUCAUUUGUCAAAAAAGUAUCGUCAUCAACUUGUCAUGGUAUUUCACCAACCUACCAGGUGCCUUUUCACAUCUUUAAUUGAAAAACUGAUUAUAGUUAUAUUAAAAACUAUUAAUAUAAUGCAAUAUAACUUCAGGAAGAAGUCUUGGUAAUAGAAAGAAAUGGGUGACUCAGAGCAUAUUUAUAAAUAUACAAUAUAAAAAAUUCCUGAUUCUUUGAACCAUCAUUAUUCAUGGACAAACGUUUGUUACCUUAUGGCUGUUAUGUUAAGUUAGACAGUACAUUUUGCGAACAUGUUAUUUUUCUGAUUUGAAAUCUAUCCGGUGAUAUUUGUAAGCUAAUAUAGAAUGUAAAAAUAUUUGAGCAUACCAUGACGUAGAGUUAGGCUUUGAUUGUACUGUGAUAAAAUGAAAAGGUCUCGAAUGGGAAAGUUCAGUUAAGUUUUGAAUUAUUUGGUGAGUACCUGAAGACAUGUUAUUUUUAGAAAUGCAUUGUUCUGAGGUACUUGGAAGUGAUGAUGAUAAUGGUGAUAAUUAUGUAGAGAGUGUGGACUAUACUGUGAUUUGUGUGGAGAACCUGGAUUCUGGUCAACCUUGGGUUAGAUAUGAUUAUAGCAUGCUGGUAAUUUCUCAAGAAGAAGAAUCACAGAAAUUGUAUAUUCUUUGUGUAUGUAUGUAACUUAUCAUUAAUGAUCAUUUGUCUCUGUAACAGUGGAUAUUCUUUAUACAUGUCAUGGUGGCUUAAAUGUUUCCACUGACAUCAAAGGGGAUAUUGCCUUGCUCCUGUCGGAAUUAGCAGCAAAGGGUAUUAAUUAAAAUGUAUUGUAAUAUGAAACAAUUUUUUUUUUUAGGAAACCAUCCUUAAGAGUGGGGGGUUGAGAGGUCAAAUUGAUAAAUAUUGAUAAUAAUUAGACAUUCCACAUCUAAAUGUGUGUGGGUUUGGUCAUGGAUGGCAUUUUCUUUACAUUUUCAUAAGCUUCCUAAAAGGUAUGAACAAUAAUGGAUUGGAUAAAAACUUUGACAGGAUUGGUAUAGAUCAGUAAGAAACUGCAUUAAUUUCACUCUCAAAUGCUGUUUUAUUGCAUGAAUAUGUGCAGAUUGGUUUCCAAGUUACAACAGAUGCAAAAAAGUAACCCCUUUGAAAAGUAACAAAAUCCAAAAUUUCAGGAACAUUACAUAAAUGCAGUUAUGGCUUUUCUUGGAUCACUUGUAUCAGUGUAUAUGUGCAUGUGUUUACAUAUGCACAAAUAUCAAUGUGGAUGUGCAUGUGCACAUGCAUAUAUAUGUUUACACUAUGU